UAAGCGCGUAUAUAUUUGUAGGCGCAGAUCAGAGCGGAAACAUGCCUCUUCGUCUGAAUAACGUCUAUUUGACGAGUCGUUUCGCCAGCUUCGAGACCUGCAGAACUCCGCUGGACAGAGCUCGAAUAAAGCUCAGGGCCAGCGGCGAGACCUUGAAGAAGUGCCAGAGCGAGGUUUCAGCCUACUCCACUUGUGUAUCGUCCAAGCCACAUCUCACUCAGCGUAAUACAGUUCAAGAUCAGAAAAACAUCAUUAUCAUAAUUUUGUACGUAACAGACCGGAGAACACACUAAAUUAUCAUAAUCAUCCACAACGUCACCAUACACACAACAUUACUCAGAGAACUCGGUGUAUAAUUUUCACACGGUCGAGUUAGAUGUCUCACUAAUUUCGCCGCUCUCUCUUGCAAGGGUUGUAGAUGAUGUGGCCCUCCCUGAAAUGCUCCUCAAUCUCGUCCAGUUUCCGACCCUUUGUCUCGGGGAGGAAGAACAACACGAAGAAAAUGCUCACGAGCAUCACGAGCGAGAACGACCACCACGCAAACUUUGGCGUCACCAGUCCAGUGUAGCCGGAAAAUGCCAGGGUGAUGAUAAACGCAAAAGUCCAAUUGACAAAGGUGCUGACGGCACCCGCGAGGCCACGGACCUGUAGCGGUAAUAGUUCCGACAUCAUUGACCAGGUGAUGGGACCCCAACCGAGGGAGAAGGAAAUGAUGAACACUACCACGCAGGCAAUGGCGAGACCUCCAAAGUUGGUAUGGUGGCAGACACUCAGUGCAAUACCCGAGCCUUCCCCGUUUCCAAGUUCACUCUCGCAGUAGUGAUUGAAGAUGAGGAAAUAGACGCCGAGACCGGCACUGCUAAUGAACAUGCCGCUGCUACUAAGAGUGAGUAGGAUCUUCCGUC
Messenger RNA from Geodia barretti, 905 nucleotides. NCBI's taxonomy places the organism in Eukaryota, Metazoa, Porifera, Demospongiae, Tetractinellida, Geodiidae. The record is from the annotation of a GenBank genome assembly.